GGAUGCCAAGCGAGCAGCUUGAUAACGUGCGUCGUCCCGUCGACAUUUUUGUGGUGUUACUAUUAUUCUAUACCCAACAAUAAUACCCGUCUGGUCGGAAGCGUUCAUCAUCUACUUCGCCCUUCAAUCCUAAGCUUGUUCUCGCCUUCCGCGUUCUCACUGCGCCGUUCCAAAGGCCGCCGGGCGGUGGUGCGUUAUGUCUUCGUCGUCCUCCACAUCUUCCUCGUACGUGGUCGUUAAACAGGAGAACGAAUCCGCCAGUCAAGCAGUUCCAGUCGUCAACAUGGCCCCCAUACCGGCCUAUAAACGUAGACGAAAUGAAAAGCCUGGAAAAGGUCUCCGUCAUUUUGCCAUGCGUGUUUGUGAAAAAGUUCGUAGUAAAAUGUUAACUACUUAUAAUGAAGUAGCAGAUGAACUUGUUGCUGAGUAUCCAGAGGGUAGUAAUGCUGAACAAUAUGACCAAAAAAAUGUGAGAAGACGAGUAUAUGAUGCUUUAAACGUUUUAAUGGCCAUGAAUAUUAUAUCAAAAGAAAAGAAAGAAAUCAAAUGGAUAGGAUUACCAGUGACUUCAUAUCAGGAGUCAACAACAUUAACUCGAGAACGAGAAGAUUUAAUGGCAAGGCUCAAUGAAAAACAAGCAUUUUUGCAUGAAUUAAUUGUUCAACAAGUAACAUUUAAACAACUUGUUGAAAAAAAUAAAAAGUAUGAACAGAUACAUGGUCGACCGUCUUCUGCGUCAGUUCUUAGUUUGCCAUUCAUUGCCAUUAAAGCUGAUCCUGGAACUGUGAUUGAUUGCAGUAUUUCUCAAGACAAGAAAGAAUAUUUAUUUGGAUUUAGUAACAGUUAUGAAAUUGUAGAAGAUAUGGAUUUAUUAAAAAGCAUGAACCUUUCAUUAGGUCUCAAUACAGGUACAAGUACUGCAGAGCAAUUAGAACAAGCCAAAGCAUGUGUACCUAAGAAAUUACAUGAAUUUUUAUCACGAAUAGCUGUUGAAACUUCAGCUUUAGAUGUAGUUGAAGAACAGCCAAAAAAAAAAUUCAAGUCUAGCUAAAGUGAUAUGACUUAAGCAUUGAUAAAUGCCUUAUAAUUAUCAGAAAUUUAAUUAAAAAUUACUCUAUUUUUACAAAAAAUUAUCUUAAGUUAUGAUUAAAGUAAGUUAGGUCACAUUGCUUGUUGAUGCAUGAACAAUUUCAGUGUUAUUGGUACAGUCUAUAUAUAUAUUUUUUUUUUUACGAAUGAUGAUAUUAUAUAGUAUGACGGGUAAUUUUCUCUCUGUACAAUUCUUGUAAUUAUUUGUCUAUUUAUGUUUUUACUCUUAGGGUUAAUGAAAUUAAAAAUAUUGUUAUACGGUUAGUAUUUGUUGUCAAAUGAUAUCAAAUAAUGACAUGAUAUAAAACACUUACAUCUCCAUUAAUGUAGAUGAAAGAAAUAUGUAUAUUUAGAAUAUUUAAUUUUAAUAAUUAAAACACUUACAUCUCCAUUAAUGUAGAUGAAAGAAAUUUAUAUAUUUAGAAUAUUUAAUUAUAAUUUAUAGUACUUAAAUGUACGAGUCUUUAAGUAUGAAAAUAAAAUAUUGUAUUAUACAUUGUGUGAGAGAGAAAGAAUGAGAGAUAGAGUAUUUGUGCCAUAACAAGGACUGUAUAAUGUUAUGGUAUACAAGUACUUUUGUUGCUUAUUUUGAGGUACUCAUUUAUUACGCCUGAAUUUACCAUACAUUGUAUCGAUAAUACCACUGUGUCUUUAAAGAAAGUAUUAAGUUAACAUAUAACAUGUAUCAUGUAUGUUCAUUAAAACACUGAAAUAUAUUAUGUAAUACAUUUAA
This is a messenger RNA of Diuraphis noxia (Russian wheat aphid), 1822 nucleotides long. Its product is annotated as transcription factor Dp-1-like. Gene Ontology annotation, biological process: regulation of transcription by RNA polymerase II; regulation of cell cycle. Gene Ontology annotation, cellular component: nucleus; transcription regulator complex. NCBI's taxonomy places the organism in Eukaryota, Metazoa, Arthropoda, Insecta, Hemiptera, Aphididae. Gene Ontology annotation, molecular function: DNA-binding transcription factor activity, RNA polymerase II-specific; RNA polymerase II transcription regulatory region sequence-specific DNA binding. The record is from RefSeq and is a predicted model, not a curated record.